Thalassophryne amazonica is the source of this 2309-nucleotide messenger RNA. RefSeq lists its product as uncharacterized. Lineage: Eukaryota; Metazoa; Chordata; Actinopteri; Batrachoidiformes; Batrachoididae. The transcript is spliced from 2 exons. Bases 50 to 1573 code for a protein of 507 amino acids. The record is from RefSeq and is a predicted model, not a curated record.
UUUGGGAGUCAAGCGGCUGAUCGUGUCCGCGCUGCUCCGGGGCCUGACUAUGGUUCACACCUGCGUGGUGUCCGGCUGCAGGAACAGAAGGACGCCUGGAAGCUCGCUGUCCUUCUACCGCUUCCCGCGGGACCCCGACAGGAAGCGGCGCUGGAUCACCGCCGUCAACCGGCAGGGCUGGAAGCCCAACGACGGCAGCCGCCUGUGCAGUACUCACUUCAUCUCAGGUAAACAGGUGAAGAACCCGCGUUCACCAGAUUAUGUUCCCUCUGUGUUCUCGACAGCUGCCUUAAACUCAGACAUGAAGGAGCCGUGUGCCUUAGAGCUUCAGGAUAAGCAGGAAGCACAAGUGGAGGCUGCCAAUGCCCUGCUGUUCCUGCAGAGCCAGGGCAGGUGUCAGGUGGGCGAGCGGCACGAGUCCCGGCGUCUUGAGGAGGCAGCUGUGGAGGACAGUUCUUCCUCCUCCCUCAGCACAGAGGAGGACGAUGAUGACGAUGACGACAAUCAGUCUGCAAGCAACAGCAAGAAAGGAAGGUUUACCCACAGAUGUGAUGUACAGGUCAACUUUGAUGACAUCCUCAAAGCCCUGAAGAAGGAGAACCAGGCUCUCAGGGAGUCUGUGGAGAAAAUGUCCCUUUCUGAGAAUUCUCUGAGGAAUGAUGCAGAGAAGGUGAAGUUUUACACGGGUUUACCCAAUUAUUAUGUGUUGGAGACAGUCAUGUGGCUUCUCGCUCCCCACAUGGAUGGCAUCAAGAACAUGAAGCUCUCCAAAUUCCAGCAGCUGCUACUGACUUUGAUGCGACUCCGUCUGGAUCUCCGAAACCAAGACCUUGCCUACCGCUUUGGCGUGAAGGUGGGCACAGUAACCAGAACAGUGCACCGCAUGGUCAACAUCAUGUCCUCCACUCUGGUACCAACAGCAGUGUUUUGGCCCUCCAGGGCGGAGCUCCGGAAAAACCUCCCAGCAGCCCUGCAUUCUUCUCACCCUGACUGCGUCGUCAUUGUCGAUUGCUUCACUGUGCCCUUUGAAGAGCCGGUAUUCCAAGGCAGCCAGCAGCACAGGGUGGCGUCGAGCUCUCAGGGCAUAGGGACAAGUCACAACGUGUUGAAGUACCUGAUUGGCGUGGCUCCGCAGGGCGUUGUCACCUUCGUGUCAAGGGGUGCACUGGGAAACGUCAGUGACAAGUGCCUGGCUGAGGGCUGCGGGCUUCUGUGCAAGCUCCUGCCAGGUGACGUUGUGUUAGCGAGUCGCGAUCUUGACAUUUGCGAGUCUGUGGCCGCCCGCGGAGCUGUGUUUCAAAUUUCCAGCAACUACAGUGACAAAGGGGAAGCACAUGGGAUGUCAGAGAGCUCGGCACCGCCUGAGGCAUCGGCCGAUACAGCGACCGUGCACGAUCACGUGGAGAAGGUGAUCUCCAUGGUGAAGCAGAGGUACACCAUGCUCACGGGCCCUGUGGAGAGCCCCUUCACCACGGCCUCGGAGCGCACGUCGAACCUCUCCACCUUUGAUAAGAUUGUCCAAGUGGCCUGUGCCUUAAACAACCUGUGCAUCUCCGCGGCUCCGCUGGAGUGACUGGCACAGGAGAGCUCCUCAGGCGCGCGUGUCCCCUUUACUGCUGUGGUCCUUUAAGUCCCCGAAUCAACACUUCCGCUUUAGUAUGGAGAGUUUAGUUUAUAUCCCAGUGUAUACGGCCAUCCGUGUCAUAGAUCAGAUCACUUUAGAAACGGGAUCAUCUUUCCCGACAUUCUGUGUUAACUCCGAGGUGUUACCACACAAUCUAAGCUUUUAGUCAAACUUUAUAUGUGAUUUUAGAACAAAAACCACCAUACAUAAAACACUUUGAUUACAGUUUUUGAGAAUUUUAUGUUUUAGUCACUGAUGGGCAUUUUUGUAUUUUUAUUUGUUAAAAAUUUGUUUUAGCAGAUAACUUUAGACUUUAGUAUCUCCGAAAAGAAAUCAUGGUUAUUUUGAGAUGAUGGGCUAAAACAAAGGAAAAUUUUACAGGAAGUGACAGAUUUUAUGUAAUUCUAAAGUUAAUAACAUUCACAAUAUUAUAAUGCUGUUAUAUCAGAAUUUUUUGAUUUUGUGGGAAAGCCUACUCUGAUUUGUUGAGAAUGUGAAGAGGUUCCAAUUAAAUGAAAGACCAAAAAUAACAACCUUAAAAAUCUGCAAAAAUGCGACAGAAAUUAAUACGUUUGACAACACAGUCACCACAUUAUCUCUCCGAAAUUAAAAGGUUAUUUGUAUGGAAUUUUCUCUUUGUUAUACUCAAAAAAAAAAAAAAAAAACUGACUGAAUUUGUCCCUUU